Messenger RNA from Didymella exigua CBS 183.55, 1930 nucleotides. RefSeq lists its product as uncharacterized. Lineage: Eukaryota; Fungi; Ascomycota; Dothideomycetes; Pleosporales; Didymellaceae. Bases 123 to 1733 code for a protein of 536 amino acids. Gene Ontology annotation, molecular function: copper ion binding; RNA polymerase II cis-regulatory region sequence-specific DNA binding; DNA-binding transcription factor activity, RNA polymerase II-specific. The record is from RefSeq and is a predicted model, not a curated record. The transcript is spliced from 2 exons. Gene Ontology annotation, biological process: intracellular copper ion homeostasis; intracellular iron ion homeostasis; positive regulation of transcription by RNA polymerase II. Gene Ontology annotation, cellular component: nucleus.
GCAUCAAGUCAAAUACGAUUGUUCGAAUCAACAAUACUGCUCAUUUCCUUUCACUCGGCUCAGGGCCGGGCUUGUUGUCGUGGAUUGAGCAAGUUUCGACAGACUUGUCUUAACCCCGCAUCAUGUGGGCCGACAUCAACGGAGAACGCAAGAAGGUCGCCUGCGGCCCUUGCAUCCGAGGGCAUCGCUCCUCAAAAUGUGAUCACCGUGACCGAGUACUUGUAGAGGUCCGGAAACCUGGUCGACCAUUGAGUAGUUGUCCCCAUCCGACCGGCUCGUGCAGUUGUGAGCGGAUCAUCAUCAACUACACCAUCCCCAAGACCUCAGAGUGUGCUUGUCCGUCAGAGCGAGCGCAAUCGGUGGCUGUCGCUGGCAGCAGUCGAAUCUCGAAGCCCAAACGGAAGUCGAUUGCGAUACAUCCUACUUCGUUAGAAAAAGCCAUCAAAGCUAGCCAGGACAACGAGACUGACACAUCGUCGUACAACACACCAACCGAGCGAAGUGCCAGCGAUGAAGCCUCACCGCUUUCGAGUGCAAGUUCUACCCCCCGAAUGCUUCCCACGCAGACAGAGGAGGUGUCGAGCUGUUGUAAGCCGAAUACUGCUCCAGCACCAGUCGUUCAAGGAGGGAGUUGCUGCAGUAUCAAAGUCAAACAGCAGCCUCCACUACCUCCAGCCCCGCUUGCUGCGCCCACUAAGUCAUGCUGCUCAGGCAAAUUACAGCCGAGCAACGUGCCCAACGUCCAAAACGGCGUGCAGAAUAUUGGUCAGCAGUUCCAGUUCCAGAUUCAACCUCAUUUCAGGACACCACAGUACCAGAACUUCCAAACGCAAGCAUCACCGGCGCAACCUCCCUUUGGAUUUGGCGCACCAAUCUACAACCACGCUGCUGCGGCUUACCAACAGUCGAUGGCGAUGCCCAUGAGCGGCGGUAUGUCUGGCCCAUUACCACAGCAUGCUAACAGUCACCAAAUACCGCGGCAUAACCCGGAGCACAACUGCCACUGUGGAGAAGGAUGUAGCUGCUUUGGUUGCGCUGCUCAUCCAAAUAACGCUACCAUGAUGGAGUAUGUCCGGCUGAUGGCACAGUUCCAGUAUACAGGUGCAUUCGGAGGUCAACAAGCGCCCCUAUACGACAUGCCCACCUACCCUCAUCACCCCGGCUUCGGCGCCGAAGCCAACCCUGCCAUGAGCUUCUCGCCUCUACCCCAAUCUUACGCAUCGUCCAACCCACCACACAUAUCCUACCAAGCCAGCCUCGGCGGAACAGUUAUGGCCGGCACACCACUGAACGUGUCCAGCCCCUGGCGCCAAUCCUCCAUCUCCACGCCCUUGACAGAGCAGUCCCAGUUCCUCGACAGCGCAACACCAACGCCCACCGAAUCGCAACUCAAACUCGAAAUGGCGCCUCCGCGUAUUAUUCCAUCAGCAGCUACACCCGUCGCCGACAGCCCAAGCGGUAGCACUGAGGAAGAAACACCGACGCUGUCGCCGUCGUCUUUCUUCUGGAAUGAGAUGGUGCUCCCCGGCUGCAACGACGCGACUGGGACGUGUCAGUGCGGAGACGGGUGUGAGUGCGUUGGCUGCCUGACGCAUGGAGGACACAACGGGAUUGUACUCGAUGCGCCGGUUGUCAGUGAGCAUGAGGCGUUUCCGAGCUUUACGGCGGAUGCAGGAUUGACUCUAGAUCUGGGCGAUCCGCAUUCGUUUUUGGACUUCAGUUCUACGAGCUGACGACAGUCGCGGAUCUGAGUUUUGAGGGGUGACGAGGUAUUCUAUAAUCUUUCAUUGUACAUGUUUUGUACGCCAGAGAACGCGAGAGGACACGCCGGGUAUGGCAGCAGCCAGAAGGAAGCACUUUCAUUGGGAUGGAUAGCAUUGGGAAACAUUUAGACUGUGGCUUCGCGCCGAUACCCGUAGGUUGUUGUGUU